Molecule: messenger RNA, 1606 nt
Organism: Paralichthys olivaceus (Japanese flounder)
Lineage: Eukaryota; Metazoa; Chordata; Actinopteri; Pleuronectiformes; Paralichthyidae
Source: RefSeq, a predicted model, not a curated record
CCGAAGAGAAGAGGGGAGUCGGGUGCAGGGACACAAAGGAGGCCGUCAGGAGAAUAACAUGAACACAAAGUGUGUUUAGGAGUUGGAUUAAUUUCUUUCAGUCGGCUGAGGAGAAUAGAUGCCCACCACUAAUCCCUGGCUAUCACCCAGAGAUGCCACAUGCAUCAAGGUCACCGACAAACUGUGCCGGGAUGCAGACGAAACUGAGCGCCUGGACUCCUCUGAACCACCCUCUGACUAACAGCAAGGUGUUUGAAGAGAGACGGACUCUGCUGAAAAAGUGGUUUGACAGGUGGUCUGACAGUCAGAGGAGAGCAGUGCUGCAGGACUUUGUACUGAGCUGUUCUCAGGAGCAGCUAAAGUUCCUGAGUCUCAGUGUGAGCAGACAGCUCCCCCUGCAGGCUGCAGACUUCACCUGCCAGCUGCCCAGAGCUCUCUGCCUCUACAUCUUCUCCUUCCUGGACCCCCGCAGCCUCUGUCGAUGUGCACAGGUGAGCUGGCACUGGAAGAGCAUCGUGGAGCUGGACCAGCUGUGGACGCCUAAGUGUCUGAGGCUCGGCUGGUGGAUCAAUUUCUCCCUCACGCCUCUCGAGCAGGGCGCGUGGAAGAGACACUACAUCCAGACCGUGCAGGAGCUGCGACUCACCCGGCUGCAGACUGCCCCAUCCCCACAGCAGUUUGUGAUUCCAGAUGCAACAGCGAAUAACAGCAGACAUGAAGAUCUGGCAGAAGCGGCCCUCCUCACAGAGGAGCGUCCAGUCUCCACUAUCCAGCGAGCUGGAAGCAGCCUCAGGUUUGGGUUGAUUAAAGAUAAGCAGCCGACUACACUUCCCCCAUGGAGAGAUUCUGACAGACGUCCCAAAGACACACUGCGCUUUAACUACCUGGACAACCUGGAGCCUGUGAAACAAGCCCUGAGAGGGCAAAUGAACAUCACAGCUACCACCUGCCGAGGUAACACAUCAGAGUCAGCUGACGGGAAUAGGAAAUCACUGUCUGAGGCCACUUACAAGCUCCGCAAAGCCAAAUCUCUGAUGUUCCUCAGUUCUGGCUGCAGACCCCAACAUCCUCCUUCUCAUCCUCCUUCUCAUUCUCCUUCUCAUCCUCCUCCACAUCCUCCUUCUCUUGCUCCUUCUCAUCCUCCUCCAUAUCCUCCUCCUCAUCCUCCUCCUACUCAACAAGCACCUUGCGGGAUCAACCACCCCAUCACCAAGGAGACUGCCAGGAGCCUGCUGAGCCUGGCCAUGUGGAAUGCUGGGGUCCGUCCGGGGCCGACGAGAUCGGCGGUGCCCCGGCUGAGCGUGGAAGCACUCAGGGCAUCCCAACGCUCACAUCGGAGCUCUCCCAGUGCACCACUGUUUGAAUACCCUUCGAGGAAUUGGCCUGCUUCACAUGCAAGAUGAAGAAAAGCAAAGCACAUCGCCCCCAUCAGGAAAACAUCAGAACUACGUUUUCAGGACACAAUCCAAUGCACACUGCGUGAGUUUCACAGGGGCAUUUUCUUUAGAUGGAUGGAGAAGAGACAUCUGUAGGGACAUUUACAUACAGUUUUUUGAGACUAAUGACAAGGUUUCAAUCUAUCUCUGAUAAAAAAGAAUGAACAAGA